AUUCCAUCACAUGCAUUUCUAUUGAGUCUGCAACUUUACUUUUCAUGUGUAACUUAACUUCUUAAUCACUUUUUCUACUCUGUCUAGAAACAAAAAUAUCGACAUACAUCAUGUUUUAAUUUUUCAAUCAACAUGGUUAAUUAUCAUCGGUGAUAAUAAUACCAUUCGGUUUUAAAUAGAUGUUACAAAACUGAGUGUUCACGUAAGAUGGAAUCCACAAAUGGACAUUUAUCACAUAAUGGUUAUAAUAAACAGCUUCAAUCUAUGUCAGAUCCUUCAUUUGAUUCUCCAUUACAUGUCCCCAAUUUUCCAGAAUCUCCAAGAAAUUAUCAAUGUAGCAACAAUGGAAGUUCCUUUAGUGUGAAGAGAACUUUGAAAGCUCAAACAGAUGAUUGCCCAAUGAAAGGUGAAAAUGGAGGAAAAGGAACGCAAGGAGAGCCGCUUGAUAUUGAUAAUAACGGUGGUGUCCUAGAAGCAGAUGAUCUAAAUUACACCAACAAUGAGGUAUUACAUACUUCAAAACAUUCUAUAAUGUUUUUCGUAUGAAAACAAAAAGAAAAACACAAUGUUCUAAGUUAUGAUAUACUACAUAUUCACUUGGAUAUCUUGCGAUCUUAAAACAAAUCAGACUCAAGCAAAUUGCAUUUCGUUAGACUCAACCUGACGAGCAUUGCAUAAUUGAUGCAGUAUAUGGGUUGGGAUCCACAAGCCACAUCUUCAAAAUAACUAACAAAAUUUACACAAUUUAUACAAUACUAGACUCAAUAGAAGAAUAUAUAUGUAGACGACACCAAGAAAAUUUAGCUUUAGAAAAGAUAUGUUAUAAUUACUACUCUUGGAUAUAACCUCUUGUAAUUUUUUAAAACGGUGAGACAUCAAAGUCUUAACUUUAUAAUUUGUAACUCUAUUUUUCUUGAUCAGGAUAAUGAGCAAUCCACAAUUGGUACAAAAACAUCUGAAGAAUUUAAGGAGUAUAAAAAGAAGGUGACACUGAUCUUGGAGGAGUACUUUGAGAAUGAUGACAUAAGCUCAACCGCAAGCGAACUGAGAGAAUUGCGAAUGCCUGACUACAACUUCUAUUUCGUGAAGAAGCUUAUAUCCAUGGCAAUGGACAGGCACGACAAGGAGAAGGAAAUGGCUGCUCUCUUGCUCUCCUCGCUCUAUGUUGAUCUAAUCGAACCCCAGCAAGUCUACAAAGGUUUCACCAAACUGCUGGAAUCGGCCGAUGAUCUAAUCGUGGAUAUCCCAGACGCGGUUGAUGUUCUCGCUCUGUUCAUAGCCCGAGCGGUGGUGGACGACAUUCUUCCGCCCGCUUUCUUGGCCAAGGCUGUCGCCUCCUUACAGUCUGGGAACGCUAAAGGAAUAGAGGUUAUCAAUCAGGCGAAGAAGAGCUACUUAUCGGCUCCACUUCAUGCUGAAGUGAUUGAGAGGAGGUGGGGUGGGAGCAGGAAGAGAACGGUUGAUGAUCUUAAGGGGAAGAUAAACAAUUUGCUGAAGGAGUAUGUGGUGAGUGGAGACAAGAAAGAGGCUUUCAGGUGCAUUAAAGAUCUGAAUGUUCCUUACUUCCACCAUGAGAUUGUGAAGCGGGCAGUGAUCUUGAGCAUGGAAAGGGUGGCAGCAGAGAGCAGGGUUUUGGAGCUGCUGAAGACAGCAGCGGAGGAAGGGCUUAUCAAUUCAAGCCAAAUCACAAAAGGGUUUAGUCGGAUCAUUGACUCUAUUGAUGAUUUAUCUCUUGAUGUACCAAAUGCAAAGUCCAUACUCCAAAUGCUGAUAUCCAAGGCCGCUUCAGAGGGGUGGCUAUCUGCCUCCUCUCUGAAGUCAAUAUCAUCUGUUCAUCCUCCUCACUUUGGUAACUACCUUGCAUUCAAUUACUCAGUCUUAAAAGUCUUUUUGUUCAUCAAGGGGACUAGAAAAACUAAGCGAAGGCUACUUUAGGGUACCCAAAAAUGCAUCAAUAUCAAUAAAGAAGGUACUCCAUAAUAUUUAUGCAUCUUUCCUAAUUUCCCCUAUAAUUUUCUAUAACUAUAUCCUUUAGGGAAGCAGAAUGUUGCAGCAGAGAGAAGCAUAGUGAAGCGUUUCAAGACGAAUGCAGAAUCCAUAAUUAAGGAAUACUUUCUGACCGGUGACAUUUUAGAAGUGAGUAGGUGUCUUGAAUCAGAGAUCAACAAUAACAGUUGCUGCCAGUUUUCUUCCGAGCUGAACGCCAUCUUCAUCAAGAAACUGGUGAGCCUAGCAAUGGACCGGAAAAAUCGAGAGAAGGAGAUGGCGUCUGUCCUGCUAUCCUCCCUAUGCUUCCCAACGGAGGACACGGUGAGCGGUUUCACAAUGCUGAUCGAGGCGGCGGAGGACACGGCCAUAGACAUCCCGGGGGCGGUGGAGGAUCUGGCGAUGUUCCUAGCCAGGGCGGUGGUGGACGAGGCUCUGGCCCCACAACAUCUAGAGGAAUUAGGAGGAGGAACCCAGAACAAUAACAAUCACAAAGUGGUGGGUAUGGCGAAAUCACUGCUAAAGGCGAGGCUUUCCGGCGAGAGAAUCCUGCGGUGCUGGGGAGGAGGCGGGAACGGGACGAACGGGUGGACGACGGAGGAGGUGAAGGAGAAAAUGGCGAAAUUGCUGGAGGAAUUCGAGUGCGGCGGGGACUCGAGAGAGGCUUGCCGGUGCAUAAAGGAGCUGGGGAUGCCGUUCUUCCACCAUGAAGUGGUGAAGAAGGGGGUGGUGAAGAUGAUGGAGAAGAGGUCCGGCGGCGGUGGCGAGAGGGUGUGGGGUUUGCUAAGAGAGUGUUUCGGGACGGGGCUGGUGACGAUGAAUCAGAUGAUGAAGGGGUUCGUGAGAGUAGGAGAGUCGUUGGAUGAUCUGGUUCUGGACGUGCCUGAUGCUCGAGACCAGUACCGGUGCUAUGUUGACCGGGCUAAGAUGGAAGGAUGGUUGGACCCCACUUUCAAUCCUGACUUUAUUGCCACUUCUGUUGGCUAUUAAAAAAAUAUUUAUGCACACACCAACUUAUUUUUAUGUAACAUGAUAUGUUUGUGAACAUACAAUUACAGGCAAAAGAAACAAAAUAGAUGUUCACAAAAUGACAUACACAUGUAAAAUAGUGUGUAUAAAAAUGUUUACAAGAAGAAUCUUUUGUAAUUAAUGUGAUU
Molecule: messenger RNA, 3143 nt
Organism: Cuscuta epithymum
Lineage: Eukaryota; Viridiplantae; Streptophyta; Magnoliopsida; Solanales; Convolvulaceae
Source: the annotation of a GenBank genome assembly